CUGUUUUGAGUGAAGGUAGAAGUUGCCACUUUGCUCCAGUUCUGUUUGUAAAGCAAGCCAACAAUGUUCUUUGGAUGGAGGGAGACUACUAUUCUUUGCUUUCUGCUUCUCUAUGGUGUGCCCAACUCUUCAUCUGGUGUCCCUGGGCAGUUCCCUAAUUCAUUGAUUCAACCUGGAUCUCCUGUCCCUGUAAAGACAAAUGAUCCCAAAGUUCAAAGAGCUGCUAGGCUUGGGGUCUAUAAAUACAACAACAGUUCAAAUGAUAUCUUUUUGUUUAAAGAAUCUCACAUAAAUAAAGCCACAGUGCAGAUUGUGAAAGGAAUGAAAUAUAGACUGAAUGUCGAUAUCCGCAGGACUGUAUGCAGCAAAAGAAUACUGCAUCCCAACUUGGACAAAUGUGACUUCCAGAAGAUGCUGAUGCUGAGAAAAAAACUCACAUGUGAUUUCGAAGUCUGGCUUAUCCCUUGGCAGCAGAAAAUCCAAAUUCCAGUCAUGUUCUGCCACUAAUUGAUCUCUAAUAAACUUUAUAGAUAUUGCAUGUUUAGUUUUUGUCAACUGGUACACCACAAAUUGUCCAUAAAGAUACUGGAUCGCCAACAGCUGUGGAGUCUUUUGCUUUCUUUCUUCCUUUUCUAAUGGAAAAUGAUAAAAAUAUACUCAUUCUUUUUUCACCUG
Molecule: messenger RNA, 675 nt
Organism: Notechis scutatus (mainland tiger snake)
Lineage: Eukaryota; Metazoa; Chordata; Lepidosauria; Squamata; Elapidae
Gene: CST7
Product: cystatin F
Biological process (GO): negative regulation of microglial cell activation; immune response; positive regulation of myelination
Cellular component (GO): Golgi apparatus; lysosome; late endosome
Molecular function (GO): cysteine-type endopeptidase inhibitor activity
Source: RefSeq, a predicted model, not a curated record